CCCGCACGCAGCCAGAGUGAGUGGAGCCUCGGUCUGCUUCGGCGGGCAGCGGGCGCUGGAGCGCAGCGCAGCUCAGCGCAACCCUUCGGCCGGCAGAGCGGACUGAGCUAGAAGCGAAGCGCUGUCGCCGGAGGCGAAUGAUGAGGGCAGGUGCUGACUGCAGCGCCAUGGACCAGUCGCGCCUGCUGCUGCUGCUGCUUCUAGGGGUGUCCCUUGGAGGUGCCGAGGGGACAUGUUCCACGGGCUUGUACACCCAUAGCGGAGAAUGCUGCAAAGCCUGCAACUUGGGUGAAGGCGUGGCCCAGCCUUGUGGAGCCAACCAGACCGUGUGUGAACCCUGUCUGGACAGUGUGACAUUCUCUGAUGUGGUGAGCGCCACCGAGCCAUGCAAGCCGUGCACCGAAUGCCUGGGCCUGCAGAGCAUGUCGGCUCCCUGUGUCGAGGCAGAUGAUGCAGUGUGCCGCUGUGCCUAUGGCUACUACCAGGACGAGGAGACUGGCCGCUGCGAGGCGUGCAGCGUGUGCGAGGUGGGCUCGGGACUCGUGUUCUCCUGCCAGGACAAACAGAACACGGUGUGUGAAGAGUGCCCAGAGGGCACAUACUCAGACGAAGCCAACCACGUGGAUCCGUGCCUGCCCUGCACGGUGUGCGAGGACACUGAGCGUGAGUUACGGGAGUGCAAGCCCUGGGCUGAUGCCGAGUGCGAGGAAAUCCCUGACCGAUGGAUCACAAGGUCUACGCCCCCAGAGGGCUCCGACAGCACGGCCCCCAGCACCCAGGAACCUGAGGCACCUCCAGAUCAAGACCUCAUAGCCAGCACAGUGGCAGAUAUGGUGACCACUGUGAUGGGCAGCUCCCAGCCUGUAGUGACCCGAGGCACCACUGACAACCUCAUUCCUGUCUAUUGCUCCAUCUUGGCUGCUGUGGUUGUGGGCCUUGUGGCCUACAUUGCUUUCAAGAGGUGGAACAGCUGUAAGCAAAACAAACAAGGAGCCAACAGCCGACCAGUGAACCAGACGCCCCCACCUGAGGGAGAAAAACUCCACAGCGACAGUGGCAUCUCUGUGGACAGCCAGAGCCUGCACGACCAGCAGACCCAUACACAAACUGCCUCAGGCCAGGCCCUCAAGGGUGACGGCAACCUCUACAGUAGCCUGCCCCUGACCAAGCGUGAGGAGGUAGAGAAGCUGCUCAAAGGCUCCGCGGGGGACACCUGGCGACAUCUGGCAGGCGAGCUGGGCUACCAGCCUGAGCACAUAGACUCCUUCACCCAUGAGACCUGCCCGGUCCGAGCCCUGAUGGCCAGCUGGGGUGCCCAAGACAGCGCAACACUCGACGCCCUCUUAGCCGCCCUGCGUCGCAUCCAGAGAGCUGACAUCGUGGAGAGCCUGUGCAGCGAAUCCACGGCCACAUCCCCAGUGUGAGCUCACAGACCGGGAGCCCCUGUCCUGCCCCACAUUCCAACAACUGAUGCUCUAGCCAGCCCCCCCAGAGACGUCCCCCUCCCCUGGGGUAGCCCAACAGUCUGUGCAGGGCCUCCGAGCCCUGCUCCCCACACCGUAGCCCUGUUGCUGUCCCUGAGGGAGCCCUUGCAUCUGACUACACUUCCUCUCCAGUGAGAGACAGGACCACCCCAAGCCUGUGCUGCCCCAAUUACCAACUCAGGCCUUUCCUCCCUUUCCUACACCUUAGCUGUGUCAGAGCCGGGGUUUUGACACCACAGAUGGUAAUAGGGGCACCUCAGAGACUCGAGCAGCACUGAAGAACCAGAGUCGUGGACUCCACACUGUGAACUGGAGAACAGGGAGCACUGUGGUUGGCUAAGACCUUCCUUAGUCCUUCCCUCCUCCACUCUGGCCAAAGGUGAAGAAGAAUACAGGUUCAUCUGAGCUGAAAGCCAGCCCACAUGGCCCUCUUACUCACAGGAGAGGCAGGGACUGGCCCAGGCCACCCAGCAGUAGGGAUGUCAAAUGUAGGCUGACAUCCUCCUCUCUGAAUGAGGGCAUCCGGAGUGCCUGAUGUCAGGGACGGAGUGACUUUCAGGUACAUGUCUGGAAGCCAAGUCUGCCCACCCUCUACCACUUCCAGGCCCCCUACUCAACCCUUGUGCAGAGGAACUGUUUGCCCAAGACCUGGUCCAUUGGCCCACCCUGCUGGAGUCAGGUUAAGGGCUUGGGGAGUGGGGUGUUGCCUUCCUCUGUCUCUGUCAGGCUUACCCAAAUGGCAUUUGCCGAACGGUACAUCUGUUAGUGUCCUCAUUCUUGGCAUAGGCCUGGAGCCAACAUUGGCCCCUAGAAUCAGCCCUAGGGGUCAGGGACCAAGGACUCCCACUCCACAAUCCCAACACACACACACACACACACACACACACACACACACACACACACACACACAAAGAUAGCUUACUUUUUCCAUGGCUCUUUUUUGGGCUGAGACUAGAUCCUGCUGGGGGUCACUGCCAGAAAAGCAUGGAAGGGAACUGAGCUGAGCUCCAUGGGGGCUGUCUUCCUCGCCCCCGGGUUUGGCAGGCCAAGGUCUGCUGUGUCUGAGCUGGCGUCUGUCUUCCAACGGCCCCGUGCGUGCGUGGAGGAAUGCUCUCACUCCUCCCCUUCUCAAAGUCUGUCUGAGUUUGGCUGCACCCAGAAGGCUAUGGUGAAGAAAAGCAGGCUGAUGGGAGAACGCGGCAAGAAUCAAGAACAAAACAGAUGCUGGCCCGCGGUCUGUGGCAGGUUUCUCCUAAGUUUCAAGGCCUCUGCAAAGGACUGGUUUCCUAGGCACCGCCAGGAAGGGGCAUGAGGUCUCAGUGGCGUUUUCCCCCCUCCCUGGCCUGUUCUGUUUUGCUUGCUGUUGGAAUGAGUAGGCUGCCCCUCUAUUUAGCAUGAAGGAGCCCUAGGCAGGGUAUGCACAGACUGACCACCACCCCUCCCCACCCAGGGUCCUCCAAACCCUGAGAAGACACUAGGAGCACUGCACACGGGUGGCAUUUUUAUGGACCUCAAUCUGCAAUGAGCGGAGGAACCCCACCUGCUGGCCUGCCCCAGGCACCUGGGGAGUGGUACAUUCUUCGUGUAUUUAUUUUCCUCCCCAGAAGUUGGGGAGCAGUGGGGAGCUGCAAGUGCAAUUUAGCAUGUGUUUGGUUCUGGAGUCUCUCCUGCCUUACUUUGGGUCAGGAGGGAACCGUUGACCCUCUAGCUGGCAGCUUCCAGCUCCAGACCCCCUCAGUCCACCUCCCCAUCACCUCCCCCUUGCAUCCUGUGUAAGCAUUUCUUGGGCCCUCCCGAAACCUACACAUAAAAUAUAAGUGAUGGACAUUAAAUAGCAAAAAAAAACAAAAAAAAAUU
Alexandromys fortis (reed vole) is the source of this 3341-nucleotide messenger RNA. It is a transcript of the gene Ngfr, whose product is annotated as nerve growth factor receptor. Gene Ontology annotation, cellular component: cell surface; plasma membrane. Gene Ontology annotation, biological process: Rho protein signal transduction. Gene Ontology annotation, molecular function: nerve growth factor binding; death receptor activity; coreceptor activity. The coding region runs from base 138 to 1424 and encodes 428 amino acids. NCBI's taxonomy places the organism in Eukaryota, Metazoa, Chordata, Mammalia, Rodentia, Cricetidae. The record is from RefSeq and is a predicted model, not a curated record. The transcript is spliced from 6 exons.